AGUGCACAUAAUACAGUUUACAUGUUUUGUUAAAUUAAAAAAGAAACAGUGAUAUAAAUCAAAGUACAAUAGCUUUAUCUGCAAUACAUUUAACCAGUGAAAAUGGAGUACCUCAAGAAACCUGAAUUAGUGGCUAAAGUUCAAAAAUAUUUCGGUGUAAAUACAAAACAUAUCCAAAAAGAUAAAGAGUAUACUAUAGAAAAUAAGUUUUGGUAUUAUUUGUUUGUUUUUGGUACAGCUCUAGGUGACGAAACCUUCUAUUCUGCCUUUAUACCGUUUUGGUUUUGGAACAUUGAUGGGGCAGUUGGAAGAAGGGUUGUCUUAGUUUGGACAAUUGUCAUGUACAUAGGUCAAGGUAUCAAAGAUAUAAUUCAGUGGCCCAGACCAGGCCCUCCAGUAGUUAGGCUUCAAAAUAAGUGGGCUUUGGAGUAUGGCAUGCCAUCUACACAUGCCAUGGUUGGAGUGUCCAUACCAUUUUCUGUUUUGUUAUAUACAAUGGGGAGAUACCAGUACGAUGUUCCUUUGGGGUUGUGCAUUGCCGUUCUCUGGUGUACUCUGAUAAGCAUCAGCAGACUCUAUUUAGGAAUGCACACAGUUUUGGAUGUCAUAGUUGGCUUAGCAUUAGCUGUAGUAAUAAUGUUUCCAAUUGUUCCUUUGGUAGACUCAUUGGAUAAUUAUUUACUUACAAGUCCUACAUCUCCAAUAUUAUUACUAGUUUCAUCAAUUUUGUUGAUAUUCUACUACCCAAACAGUGGUAAAUGGACUCCAACUAGGGGAGACACUACAAUGAUCCUUUCCGUCUGCGUUGGAAUCCAAAUAGGUUCCUGGCUGAACUUCCACUCCGGUCUGAUGACCCCAUCGGAGCUCACACCACCCUACAUCAUCAUGUGGCCCUCCUACACCAUGUUCGGAUGUCUCCUCCUUCGCACCUUUAUCGGAUUCGCCGGCGUUCUACUCACGAAGAAGAUCUUCACUAGCGUCACAUACAACUUCUUAUGUGCUAUACUCAAACAGGACGUCGACAACCUGAAGAAGUCUGAAAAUACCCUGCAAAACAAGCAUAAGACGUUCGUGGAGCUGAGUUGCAAGUAUGUCUUUUGUGCCAUGAUCGGUUUCAAUGCCGUCUAUGUGCUACCUCAGCUAUUUAGGUUUUUGCGAAUUGAAAGGCCUACGUUCUUCACAGAGAUUUGAUAAUUACUUUUUUGGGUUAACUGUAUAAGGUACCUAUUCAUCUAUCUAGUCACAAUACAUCUCAAUUUAUGAUCAGGGUUGUCAAUAAAUAUUUGGAGGGACGAAACGGAAUUUUCAUAUGUUGUAAAUAAAAAGAAUGAAUCCAGUUAUUGAUAUAGUUAUUAAAAAAUGUCUUUAGGCCAGUUAUAUUC
This is a messenger RNA of Diabrotica balteata, 1382 nucleotides long. Lineage: Eukaryota; Metazoa; Arthropoda; Insecta; Coleoptera; Chrysomelidae. The record is from the annotation of a GenBank genome assembly.